Messenger RNA from Verruconis gallopava, 1630 nucleotides. RefSeq lists its product as uncharacterized. NCBI's taxonomy places the organism in Eukaryota, Fungi, Ascomycota, Dothideomycetes, Venturiales, Sympoventuriaceae. The record is from RefSeq and is a predicted model, not a curated record. The transcript has 6 exons. Bases 95 to 1630 code for a protein of 511 amino acids.
GUAGAUCGAGACAAUUCCACGUCAGCUUGCCAUUCAAGGUCACCUAAUCUACACCUUUGACAUUUCAAGCCCUUGGGCCAUAAUACAUGAUACGAUGUUCUCUGCAGCGCGAGCUGCUGCUCUGGAGGACGUCGAAUGGGAUGCGAAGCGCUUAGAGUAUAUUGAGACUUGGAGUUUUAGUAAUGAUGCGAAAGUCAAGGACUGUCAAUUUCAACGUAGUGGAGUAAUUCACAAAGGAAAAUGCGAAGACUGGCUGCAUCGCCGAGGAGAGUUCGCUGUGCCUGAAACGGUCAGAGAGAAAGAAGAUAAAAUCAAUGGCGGCUUGAGGCUCUUGAUCUGCGAUCGUACGUCUUUGUUUCCACCAGGAUUUGGAAUGACUAAAAGCGCCUUCAUCGAGGCAGAAAAAGUCCUAGAUCUACAUUUGGCAACACUUCCAAGUUUCCUGGUCGCUAAUGGCACCCGUUCGCGAUAUUUGACAAAGAACGAGAGCGGUCAGCUACUCAAAAUUAAUUUGGUCCUCAAAGCUCCGCAGAAAUAUGAAAUUGCGAAUUACGGGCUGUCCGUCUCAUUUGACGUACAAACUGGUUGGACGACGGCGCUGCUGUAUGGUGAGAGUGUGACCAGCACAGCAUGGCACGCAAUGGGUCGUAGUGCGACAGGUUCAUCUGGGAGAACAAGUUCCUGGGAAUACUUUAGUCCAGCAGAUCAGAUGUUGAAACUUUUGCAGACCUCCCUGCUGCCAUGGAACCAUCCUCUUUUACUGCCUUGCGCAUUGAUGUCGGAUCACUUGGCAAGAAUGCGAGCGUUCUGUGAAGGUGAGCUCACAAAAGAGGUCAUGGAGAUUGAACGCGAACUCGGUGUAGUCAGGGUCGGGAAAAGAAGUGAGCAUGGCAUGUCUGGCUUGUGGCCACAUUUUCGUCCACCUCAAGAGCAGGCCGACUGGACCAACGCACUAUUGGAUCAGCCCACAGUCAUGAACAGUAUGACAGUCCGCAUCAACACACAAUACACAAAAGUUAUUUUUACCAAACAAUCUCCCGGCUGGAAUUUUGAGACCUCGGACUUUUUGCUCAAUCUCUGGAAGGACCUAUUGAGACAAGUAUAUCCUUCUAUUUCUCAGGAAAAAUUCUUGACCGAAUCCCUCGAGUACAAUAGGGAUGUUGCGACUUCAAUCAAAAACCAUGUCGAUAAUCUCCAGGCACGUAUGGAUCUGCAGCUCAGCAUACUGUAUAGCUUUGUCGCACAGAGAGACAACCGUCUGAACGCUCGCAUCGCAAAAACGACUGGCCGAGAUAGCGUUUCAAUGAAAAUCCUAGCAUUCAUAUCUGCAUUAUUUCUGCCGCCAUCAUAUGUUGCAACACUUUUCUCGAUACAAGGCAUUUUCAAUUGGGUUCCGGGGACUACAGAUAAUGGAGAGAAAAUAGAUGUGGUCAGCGACUAUUUCUGGAUAUAUUGGGCGAUCAGCGUUCCACUCACUGUCAUUACUAUCCUUGGCUGGGCAGUGUGGUGGAGAUACGAGCUGAAGAGAUAUCCUUUGGAUUCAGCAAGCGAGACAAAGCCUUGGGCAGACCAUACUACGCGGCUUGUAGAGAGGCUAGGCCAGGGCGUUAAUCAGCUCAGAUAUAAAUAA